Amoebophrya sp. A25 is the source of this 1127-nucleotide messenger RNA. NCBI's taxonomy places the organism in Eukaryota, Dinophyceae, Syndiniales, Amoebophryaceae. The record is from the annotation of a GenBank genome assembly.
UGAGUUGUUGUUGAUCUACUGAGUUUGUCCAUCGAGCAUUUCUGUAGAGAGGGACAGGGAGGACACGGACUCGGACACAAUUACAGAGAGGUAAAAAAGAAGAGUACGGUCAUCUGGGAAUUGUACGGCAAUUUUUUUCGCAGGUUUACGUCCACGAAAGAUGGAAAACACGACACUUAGCACUAUAGUCGGUUGGAAAAGUAGCAUUAGGAGAUCAAGAUGACUACUUUCUCUCACAACUAGUAAGUACGGCUACGGACUAGAUGUUUCAUCAUUUUUCAAGGCAACAUCAAGAUUGAGCCAGGCACUGGAACAAAACAAAACCGCCUCUACUCGGACCGUCUUCUUUAGUCACUCAGACCGUCUUCUUUAGUCACUCAGACCGUCUUCGUUAGUCACUCAGACCGUCUUCUCCAGUCACUCAGACCGUCUUCUUUAGUCGCUCAGACCGUCUUCCUUAGUCACUCAGACCGUCUUCUCCAGUCACUCGAGUUUGGUCUUCUCCAUCAAAAUGUCCGCGGCUACCCCCGAUCCCGACGCCAUGACUGAGGAGCUCGAGAGUGCUGCCGUCACGGCGUUGGUGGAGAAGAACAUGGUGACUGAGGAGCUCGAUUUAGAAGUGCAACCUGCUGCAGACGACGAUGAUGGGCUGAAUCAAUCUGUCAGGUUGACUCUCGAGUCAAGUGCUUCUGAGCCACUAGAAGAGAUGCUAUCUCGGGAAGAGCUGGCACGAAUGACGCCAAGGCCGCUGGAUUAUAGUUAAGCCACGUCAUGCUCAUAAAGAUGAUCAUUUCUCCAGAUGAUGAUGCAUUUGCAUUUUGAGUAUGUACUACAACUUUUGAGUUUCGCUUUCGACGGGUCACAAUUAUUGUUCCUCGAAUUCGAUAGUAAUAGCAUGAUGCGUCAUCUCUCGCUCCUACGGCUCCUCUUCGUUCUAACACCCGAAAAAAUUCGCUGACUCAGCGACCAGAAAAGCCGCACGGUCACGUGCUAUAGAGGAGGCGCGGAAAAUGAAGAUCCUGGAACAAGUAGAAGUCGAACAGGAUACUACAACUGAUGGUGAUGUUAAAGGUUCCCACAUUACAUCCUUCACUAGCGUCCCUGACUCUUUUUUCAGUAGCAAAUAA